ACAAUUAAUAGAAAUAGUGAAUGAACGUACAUGAACAACCUCUAAUGGAGAUGGCCGGCGCCGGUGAGCCCCGUCGUGGUGGAGGAUUGGGGCCAUACUACGAGGAAUCAUCGGAGGAGAGGAGAUCCUUCUUCGUCCCUGCCGUUGUGGUCGCCAAUCUCGUCGUCUUCGUGGUCACAAUGUACGUCAACGAUUGCCCAUCACACCGCACUCCUUUUGGGCCCUGCAUUGCCGUGAAUUUUCUUCAUCGAUUCUCCUUCCAGCCUCUUCGCCAGAAUCCUCUCUUUGGUCCCUCUGCGUCAACUCUAGUUAAAUUGGGGGCUUUAGAAUGGAUAAAGGUGGUUCGCCAACAUCAAGGAUGGAGACUAGUUACUUGUUCUUGGUUACAUGCAGGGGUUCUACAUUUAAUUGCAAACAUGCUUAGCCUGACUUUUGUUGGAAUUAGGAUCGAACGACAGUUUGGUCUUGUGCGAGUUGGGAUUAUUUAUCUCAUGUCCGGUCUUGGUGGUAGUUCUCUAUCAUCUCUUAUGAUUGGAAGUGAUAUUUCCGUUGGUGCUUCUGGUGCAUUAUUUGGAGUUCUUGGAGCCAUGCUUUCAGAACUUAUCACAAACUGGACUAUCUACUCCAACAGAGUCUCUGCUCUAUUGACUCUGAUAUUUAUUAUCCUGAUCAAUUUAGCCAUUGGGAUAUUACCCCAUGUCGAUAAUUCUGCUCAUAUUGGAGGAUUUUUCACCGGUUUCCUCUUAGGUUUUGUAUUACUGAUGAGGCCACAAAUCAUUUGGGUUGAAGAUCAUGAUGUACCUUUUGGAAGUAAGCCCAAACCCAUGUAUAAGGCAUACCAAUACAUAUUGCUAGCAAUUGCGCUGCUCUUGCUAUUAUCAGGAUUUGUUCUUGUUUUCGUAUUAUUAUUCCGGGGAGGAAGACUGAAAAAUUAUUGUGAAUGGUGUCAUUAUAUCAAUUGCGUUCCGACAUCGAGACAGACAUGUAUAGAUUGAAGAAAGAAGCCGUUGUUUUUUGAGGCAUUGGACAAGAUCUAACUCUGAAGAUUUUGAUCCACAUACAUCUUGUUAACUUUAACUAGGGAACUUUUUCCUUCCCUGUGUUUGGAUUGAAAUGAAAUUGUUGAAGAAAAAGAAAAUUACUGUGGACAUGUGUGUGUUUUGGUUGUAA
Molecule: messenger RNA, 1170 nt
Organism: Dioscorea cayenensis subsp. rotundata (Guinea yam)
Lineage: Eukaryota; Viridiplantae; Streptophyta; Magnoliopsida; Dioscoreales; Dioscoreaceae
Product: RHOMBOID-like protein 2
Exons: 5
Coding region: 21-995 (324 amino acids)
Biological process (GO): proteolysis
Cellular component (GO): membrane
Molecular function (GO): serine-type endopeptidase activity
Source: RefSeq, a predicted model, not a curated record